This is a messenger RNA of Paramecium primaurelia, 2352 nucleotides long. The record is from the annotation of a GenBank genome assembly. Lineage: Eukaryota; Ciliophora; Oligohymenophorea; Peniculida; Parameciidae.
AUGUAAUAAAAAAUUAUAUAAAGACUUCAUGGUUAAGCAUAAAAUUAUGCUUGGGGAAUGUUAUCAACUAAUCCAGAUUGUUUAGUGUAUAAAUUGACACAAAAGACAUCAAAUGAAAUAAAACCAUUUGCUGAAUUUUGGAUGGGAAGUCAUCCAUCAUUACCUUCUUUAUAUGAGAAUGGUGAAAAGGUUAAUUUAGAUCUCCCAUAUCUAUUUAAAGUAUUAUCUGUUGAUUAAGUAUAAUAUUUAAAUGAUUAAGCCACUUUCCAUUUAAAUACAUCCCAAUAAAGAGUAAGCUAAAGUUCUACAUGCAACAAAACCAAAUCUAUAUCCUGAUGAUAAUCAUAAACCAGAAAUGGCAAUUGCAUUAACUAAUUUCGAAGCCUUAGUAGGUUUUACUGACUAAUAAACUAUCAUUCAGAAUAUAGAAAGAGUAUUAUAUAUAAGAUUAUUCUCCUAGAAUCCUUGUGUGAUAUAGAAAAUUGGUGAAAAUUUGUGGAAUCAAUUUGUUGUUGCACAAAAUUAAUAGGCUUAAGACAUAUUGAAAUAAAUAGUAGCUAAAUUAUUAUCAUUGACUCAAGAUGAAGUUAAAUAUCUCUUAGAUAAUUAUUAAUGGCCAAUAAAAUGUAAUCCUAGUCUAGAUCCAGGAUCUAAAAUAGAAAAAUAUGAUGUUGGCUAUUUAUUUCUUUUGUUGAUGAAUCAUUUAAUAUUAUAACCAGGUUAAGCAGUAGUAUUAGAGGCUGGAUUAAUUCAUGCUUAUUUGAAAGGUAAUAUUAUAGAAACAAUGGCAAAUUCUGAUAAUGUUGUUAGAUGUGGAUUCACUCCUAAAUAGAAAGAUGUAGAGACAAUGAAAGAGAUCUUAAUUUGUGAAAUGAAAUAGCCCAACUAUGUCUAACCAAUUAUUGAAGAAUCUAAUGAAUAUUCAUUUAAAUAAUACAUAACUAAGUAUUAGGAAUUUGCAUGUGUAAAUAUUUGUAAUAAUAAUAUAGGAUUGUUUAGAAUUAAAACCUUAAGAGAAAUCUAAAAUAUUUAAAAUUAAAUAAAAUUCUAUCUUAUUGUGUAUCUAAGGAUUUGGAAAAUUAAUAAAUGAAGAAGGACAACACGAACUUAAUUUCGGUUAAACUUACUUAAUCAAUAAAGAAAUUGAAGUCCAUUUCCAAGUAGAUUAAAGUUUAUAAUUAUAUAUCUGUUAUUCAUAAUGAGUUAUUUUAUUUAGUAUUUUAGUAUACAUUAUAGUAAAACCAUUAUUAAUAAAUGAUUUGUUUUAUUUUUAUAUUGUUUCAAGUUUCAGAUAGUUUGAAUUUGGGAGAGAUUCCUUGUAAUUAAUUUAAUGAUGAAGGAAUGUGUAGAUAAAGUGGUUAUUGUUAAUGGUCUGGGUCUUGUUAUGGAUAAUAUUGUCAUUUAAUAGAUGAAGUAGCAGCAUGUAGAAGUAAUGGAGCUAUGAAUACAUAUUGUACAGCUGUUCCUUAUACACCACUUCAAUAUGUUUAAUCUUGUUAUGAAAAUAUAUUUACAGAAUAAAAAGUAUAUUAUUAUAGACAUGUUUCUGAUUUGACAAUAGAUGUUAUACAAAAAACAAGUAUUUUAUUAAGUGAUUUAAUAAAUGGAGAGAGAAGUAUAACUAAUAUGUUAAGAUUAUACAAUCUUGAUGUAUUAUCAAGAUAGAAUGAUGAAUUACAUUAAAUUUUGGAUUUAUAUAUAUCAUAUGCGGAAAUAUUAAUUAGUUAAUAUUCACAUCCAUAUUAUUUAGAGAGAAUAAUAUAUGAAUCAAUUUAAAAUAUUAGAGAUAAUACAUAAUUAAGUUUUUAAUAAAAGAGUAAUACUAUGAUUAAAAUUUUGGAUUUGCUAGAUAUUUACUAUGUAAGAUUGAAGACUUUUUCAGAAUAUUAUUAUACAUAAUAUAAUUUUAUUAAUUUCAACCAAAUUCAUUUGAAAUAUUUAUAAUUAUAAUAUUAGGGAUUAGCUACUCUAACAUGGACUGAUUAUGAAAGUAAUGGUAUGUUAUAAAUGACUGUAUUAUAUGCAGAAAUCUUUGGUAAAUAAUCCCCCUUGACUCCAAUUUAUAUCAUUAGAACUAGUAACAAUAUAAAUUUAUAAUACAAAUUAAAAUGCUAUUUUAAUACCAAUCAUCCAGUAGCUCUUAAAUAAAUAAAUUUAAUAACAAUGAAUAUGUAUGAGACAUAUGUACAACCAUAAUGUGGUAGUGGAUAUUGUGAAGUCAAUUUACAAGGAGCAGGAAAUUAUUUAUUUGUAGAUUUAAACAAAAAUGAUUAAUGUAAUAGUAUAGGAAGUAUAUCUACUUGUUAAUUAGCUAAUUGUAUGGUAGAUCUUUAGAACCAUAUAUGCAAUUGA